AUGACGAAAACGUUCAAAAGAAUUCAAAAAAAAAAAAAAACAAAAGCGAAAGAUGGUAAAUGUUUAGCGUGUACGUUCAGAGCAAAAUAUAUCGAAGUGUCCGUAGGUAUAAAUCACAACAUAGACGAACUUUUAGUCGGAAUAUUAAAUCAAAUAAGAUUAAAAUUAUCAAAUGCAAAACUCGAAGAUCCGGAAUCGUCACAGGCACACUGGUACAAAUCCAGGGGCGUAGUUAAAGCGAGCCUUAAAGCUAGGCAAAUGUUCACGUGGUUGUUUGGAAAAGAAGACUCUAAAUUUAAAAAUUGUGAAAAUUUACACGUGCUCUAA
This is a messenger RNA of Pediculus humanus corporis (human body louse), 327 nucleotides long. RefSeq names its product GTPase_rab, putative. The transcript has 2 exons. Bases 1 to 327 code for a protein of 108 amino acids. The record is from RefSeq and is a predicted model, not a curated record. Gene Ontology annotation, cellular component: plasma membrane. Gene Ontology annotation, molecular function: calcium channel regulator activity; GTP binding. Lineage: Eukaryota; Metazoa; Arthropoda; Insecta; Psocodea; Pediculidae.